CCGCACCCCGUGCGUCAUGGACCGCGCGCGCUCCGGCUCCAGAUUCCAGUCGGACCUGGACUUCUGUCCGGAUUGCGGCUCCAUCCUGCCGCUGCCCGGGGCGCAGGACACGGUCACCUGUGUUCGCUGCGGCUUCCGCGUCCCCGUGCAAGACUUCGAGGGGAAGGUCGUGAACACCUGCAUCGUGUUCAACAAACUGGGGACAGCAGUGCCUGUGUCGGUGGAGGAAGGGCCCGAGUUCCAGGGACCCGUGGUUGACAGGCGCUGCUCUCGAUGCGGUCACGAGGGAAUGGCCUACCACACCAGACAGAUGCGCUCAGCCGACGAGGGGCAGACGGUCUUCUACACCUGUACCAACUGCAGGUUCCAGGAGAAGGAAGACUCUUGAUUUUUUUUCUGGGCAACUCAACAAUUCUCCCUCUUCUCUUUGGACGGUGAGGGAUAUUGGGUUCUUAGAUCCUUUGUCCAUCCUAGUUGAAAUGUUUUGCUCCCAUAGAAGGAAAUUAUCAUGUGGGGAUUAACAUUGUCCCUAGAGUACACCUAUUCUAUUGAGUUUCCUUAUCACCUAUUCUAGUUGAGUUUCCUUAUCAAAGUUAUAUUUU
Messenger RNA from Odobenus rosmarus divergens (Pacific walrus), 602 nucleotides. It is a transcript of the gene POLR1H, whose product is annotated as zinc ribbon domain containing 1. Gene Ontology annotation, biological process: DNA-templated transcription; termination of RNA polymerase I transcription. NCBI's taxonomy places the organism in Eukaryota, Metazoa, Chordata, Mammalia, Carnivora, Odobenidae. The transcript is spliced from 4 exons. The coding region runs from base 17 to 388 and encodes 123 amino acids. Gene Ontology annotation, molecular function: nucleic acid binding; DNA-directed RNA polymerase activity; zinc ion binding. The record is from RefSeq and is a predicted model, not a curated record. Gene Ontology annotation, cellular component: RNA polymerase I complex.